Clonostachys rhizophaga is the source of this 1125-nucleotide messenger RNA. The record is from the annotation of a GenBank genome assembly. NCBI's taxonomy places the organism in Eukaryota, Fungi, Ascomycota, Sordariomycetes, Hypocreales, Bionectriaceae.
AUGUCCCGCCACUUUCUUCGCACGGCCAUGACCUGUCUCUCACAGGACGAUUUCCUUCUCAGACAUAGGUUCAGCACAUUUGAGGCUCUAUUGAUGGUUAUAUACAACCUUUCUCACAAUGAGUCACUCGACCAAGGGUGGGCUCUACUGGGAAUGGCACUGAAUAUUGGCAUUGCAUUACGGUGCAAUGUGGACCAGAACUCGAAUCCUAUCGACACUGAACGAAGGCGACGGUGUUGGGCCGGCUUACUGACCUUGCAUACAUAUCAGGGGAUACUGUUCCGAGAUGUUGAUAUGUCGUUUCUGCUGAACAUCAAGGCAUCCCUCCCUACAGAUGUUGAUGAUGCGAAUAUCACAGAAGACGGCAUUUCACAGACCCGAAACCAUCAGGGUUCUACCCAAAUGACAAUGAUGAGGUACAAGAUUCGACUUUUCCAAUUGUCCGUCGAGAUUUGUCGCCAUAUCUCAGGCCCUGCACGCCUGAAUCAAGAUUCACUUCGCUCUUUCGACCGAGCUAUCGCCGAGGAACAGCAGCAAUGGGACUUGAUGUAUACAAUUGAUGGAUUUCCGAACAUCCUGAACUCUACCAGUUAUGCGCACUGGUCCGUGCUGCAAACAUAUGCUCACCACUUAUAUCUCUUGAUACACCAGCCAUUCUCUCACUCAAAGUCGCUCCAUUUUCUUCCAGAGUCACAAAAGAGGUGCAUCAACUCUAGCAUAUCCUUGCUAUUUAUUCAUAAACAAAUUUUUGAAGCACCAUUGCUUCGAAACUAUCUCUGGUUGCUCAGCGGGGUAACUAGUCUCAAAGCGCUGCACGCAGCUGUGGCACUCAACUCGUGUAUCCAAGACCUAGCAUCCGUCAGCAACUCGGGACAUGACUUGGAAGCAUACAAACUGGAAAUUGAAGGACUGGCUACUCGGAUGAAGAGUCUUUCUGAUAGAAGCGACAUUUGUUUCAGGGGAUGUCGGAUGAUCGCACAUUUACAGGCCCAAGCUCGUGAGAAGGAUAUAUCCGACGGAGGCUUGGCUGGUCUAUCAGAGGAGACACUUGAAGGAUGGUUCGAUAUCCGAGAUUGGAUGGAUGUUGAUCCGUCAGUUUGGGGUAUAACUUGGAAGAUGCUCUGA